AUGUCAUUCCGGAGCAUAGCUCGUGAUCUGAGGGAUAGUUUCGGGAGCUUAUCGAGACGGAGUUUUGAUGUGAGACUUCCUGGUCAUCACCGAGGAAAGUCUCAAGGGGCAGUCCACGAGCUGCAUGAUCAUCCUCUUGUCAUCCAGACCAGUUGCUGGGCUAGCCUUCCGCCUGAGUUACUCCGUGAUGUCAUUAAGAGGUUGGAAGCCAGUGAGAGUACUUGGCCUGCUCGCAAGCAUGUUGUGGCUUGUGCUGCUGUCUGCCGAUCAUGGAGAGAAAUGUGCAAGGAACUAGUUCAAAAUCCCGAGUCUUCUGGGAAGCUGACAUUUCCUGUCUCUCUUAAGCAGCCUGGCCCAAGGGAUGGAACCAUUCAGUGCUUUAUUAAAAGAGACAAAGCAAAUUUGACAUACCAUCUUUACCUCUGUCUCAGUCCAGCUUUGCUUGUAGAAAAUGGUAAGUUUCUGCUAUCUGCAAAACGGAACCGAAGGACAACUUGUACAGAGUAUGUGAUCUCAAUGGAUGCCGAUAACAUAUCAAGGUCAAGCAGCACUUAUAUCGGCAAACUGAGGUCAAAUUUUCUCGGGACUAAGUUUAUCAUCUAUGAUACUCAACCACCUUAUAAUAAUGCUCAAGCUGCCCCUUCCGGACGUACUAGUCGCAGGUUCCACUCGACAAAAGUUUCCCCUAAAGUUCCUGCUGGAAAGUACAACAUUGCGCAGGUUACGUAUGAGCUAAAUGUGCUUGGUACCAGAGGACCACGCAGGAUGAAUUGUACAAUGUGUUCAAUCCCUGCCUCAGCUCUUGAACCCGGUGGCACUGUUCCAGGCCAGCCAGAGCUUCUUCCUCGCUUGCUAGAGGAUUCAUUUAGGAGCACUUCCUCCUCAAGAUAUAUAGACCACUCAGCAGAGUUUAGUAGCUCCCGCUUCUCAGACAUUAUACGGGAAGGGGAAGAGGAUGAUGGCAAGGAGAGGCCAUUAGUUCUCAGAAACAAGCCGCCGAGAUGGCAUGAACAACUCCAGUGCUGGUGUCUUAAUUUCAGGGGGAGGGUUACUGUGGCCUCCGUUAAAAAUUUCCAGCUAAUUGCUGCUACACAACCUGCAGCUGGUGGUCCUACAGCAGCCCAGCCGGCCCAAUCAGGGUCUGAUCAUGAUAAGAUUAUCUUACAGUUUGGUAAGGUUGGGAAGGAUAUGUUUACCAUGGACUAUCGCCUGAAAGACACAUCUGACAACAGUGACGAGGUGCUGACUGAAGUAAAUGGCUCCAAGACUGGUGUUAUUGUUGUCAAUCAUGGCUGUGCUGAAGAGGUGACAGAGAAUGAUUCUGAUUCCUCUUACUCCUGUUGGGUCUAUAUUGCCUCGGGUUGCCUAGUUUACAAAGUCCUGAUCUCAAUGGAUAGAUCAUCUGUCAGUCAGGGAAAAGAGAGCCUUUUAAUCCCCGAGACAACUGAGGUUCUGGACUCUGCUAUUGUGAACCGUUGCCCUCAUCGAUCAGAGAUCCAAAGUAUAGUAAUUGCUGAAGCUGAAAGUAGUGGUUGCUUCAUACUGGGAAGUGUAGAUUCUUAUGGUCAUCUCAUUGUUUCAAAGUUGGACGACAAUGCUGAAGAUGUUGAUAGGUUUACUUUUUCUGUGUCUCCACGAGAUUUUGGUGCUGGUGAAAGUAGUUGGGCUGGCCUUUCUUUCAACCCAAGUCAAUGGUCCAUGGCUGCUGUGGGCCGCAGCUUCUGCAAAAGUAUUGAUGUAUAUGACCAAGAUAUUCAUCUCCGAACUCUACGUCCAUUAUGGUAUCCAUCUUCAUUGGUCUUUAUGAACGAUCUAUAUGGAGGAAGUGAAGGUUCCAUAUUAGCUGUUGCAGAAGGUUGCCAGCUUAGCGUAUGGGAUUUAAGGAUAAAAGAAAACGGUGGCUGUGUGCAUAGAAUGGCUGGAUCUGUUGGAGAUAUUAUUUACUCAGUUUGCACUUCAUCAACUGGAACCAUUGCAGCAGGUGGAGCCGAUCGUACUGUGACAGUCUAUGAUCCUCGCAGAUGGUCGCCAUUGUCGCGCUGGCUUACUUGUUCAAAAUAUGAGAUAACUGGACUUGCCUUUUCCUCAGUUGAUCCAGACUAUAUUUUUGUGCAAGGAGUUGAUUAUGAGGUUCUGUGCGGACAGUGGCGUAAGGGCAACAAGGCCUUCUCGUACAGAGGAGAUUCAAACUGGCUUGGAUUUUCAAAGUGUGCCAACCAGGAUAUUGUCGGAGGAUGGUGCGAUUCAGGAAAUGUUUUCAUAGCCGAUAUCGGCCUCCUGGAUACGCCAUGA
Messenger RNA from Oldenlandia corymbosa var. corymbosa, 2292 nucleotides. Lineage: Eukaryota; Viridiplantae; Streptophyta; Magnoliopsida; Gentianales; Rubiaceae. The record is from the annotation of a GenBank genome assembly.